AGUCGCGUUCACGUACGACCUUGUUUUUGUUGAUGUUUAAUAUGAGUGCGACUGCGCGCUGCUCAAUGCUUUCGCCGUUGCUGACGCGACUCGGUUGAGAAAAAAAGUGUUAACCCUCUGGCUGUUGCUAGCGAGACGAUUGAGGCUGCCGCUGAAAGAUUGUACAACCCGAGACGGGCUUUGUUUGGGAGUAAAGGAUAAUAACACAGUGACGAUCUACAGCAGCGACAAACCAAGCUCUCCCGUAUGUGAUCGCCCUUCCUCCUCGUCGGACGCUGCCAGCGAGGGCCAAGGAACAAAAUAGCAUAUCGCCAUUAUAUGAUCCAGUGUCCAGAGUCACUUUUACCCUCCAUGUGGGUGAGGGAGCUGUGUGUCUCAGAUUAUGGCGAGAAAAACAGUUAGCAGGAAAAGGAAGGCAGGAGAGCCCAAGGACCAACAACAGGUAGGCGGAAACCGGUGUGGAUCAAUUAAAGCUAGCUCAGUGCUUGCUAGUUAGUUAGCAUGCUAACUAGCACUGAGCUAGCUGGGUAUCGCAGAUGUAGGCUAAACCCAUGGCAGAGUAUUGAUACGGUUUCCCCCCCCCCGAGAUGAAUUGCAACAGCUGUCGGAGUUUAGGGACAAAACACAAAAAAUGUUUGACGUUAUGAAUAAUAACACAGUAUUUAUUUGUUUAAACGUCAGCUUUGGUAAGUGUUAGCAUGGCGAUUGCCAACGGCAGUUCGUUACGGCAGCUAGCACAAUAACAACUAGGGCUACCUUAGCCUAUCUUAUUUCUGUUUAAUUUGAGUUUAACCACCAUGGAAACUCAACUUUAAGGUAGAUUACUUUCAUAGAUCCUUAAUAAAAUUGGGUCGUGAACUGACACAUUGGAGUCUUUUGACAGAAGAGCGUUAAAUGAUGCUAGCUGCCCUUGUUAGGCUAACGUUAACCCUAGUGUUUAGCUGAUUAUUGAUUAUCAAUGUGAUAGAAGGACCAAGCACGUACGGGCCUGUCCAAGACAACCUAAUUCACCAAUGCAGAAGCGAGUAGACAGGAUUACUCAUGGACACAGAGAUCUCUGCUCAACAUUCAACCAUGGGCCUACAUGUUGACACCUCGAAACGGACUUGAACCAAAACCACGUAGUUGUUGGAAGUUUAUUCAGCUAAAUGUUAAAAGACCUCUACUAGUACUGCCUCCGAUAAAUUCAUGACAUUCUCCAGCAUGUGGGACAGACAUAUAAAAAAGAAAAAAAAAAUCCCCACAGAAUUGAAAAGCAGAGAUCUGGUCCUCAGCUAGUCCACAGUCAUGAAUCAACUAACGACACACCUAAACCAAUCCAAAAGCACCACAGAUCCUUUAAAAACCAUGAUCUAGAUUAAAAAUAAUAUCUUGGCUUUUCAGUUUUGCACAAGAUUGUUGCACAGUUGUCAAAGGAGAAAAUGUCAGUGGUUGUAUAUUUGUAAAAGGGCUUAUUUUCAAUCAGUAAGUCAAUUCAAAUGUCUAUUUGUCACUUACGUGUGAACGAUCAAAGCAAGUACAAAAAUGUUAAAAUAUUUAUAUAAAACAGUAUAAUGUCCUUUUCUUGGGCUUGUUGAGUGAACAGUCUUUAGGUCAGCUGUCUAACAAAAGGUGGUGUAUGGGCCUUGAUAACAGCUAUAUUAUUUGUAUUCAUGUCAAAAAUUCUCAUGAACCAUUUAGGCUGGUAAUCUGUAACAGCAAACUACAAAGAUGCAUUCACUGUACUCUGAGAGAUAAGUGGUUCAGCACAGUUUGUAAUGCUGAAAUAGAGAUAAAAGAAGCUGUAUGUAAUUAAAGAAUAAUGAAGAAGUUGUUUGAAUAUUUCACAUUUAUUUAGAGGAAACAAUUAUACAUUGUGUCUAACUUUUUCAUCAAUGAAAAUAUAACAUAUGCCCCCCCCCCCUUCUUUUAAAUUUUUAUUUCAGCUGGGCUGGUGUCAGACACCACACAAGCGGAGCCGUGUUUCUUCUUCUUCACGUCAUGCCCAGCAGUGGUGGUGCAGUCGGCGCUCAGUGGUAUGUGCCCUACGAGGGCGGGAGUUCAGGCCUCAGCAGCAGCAUGAGUUGCGGCUUCAGCGAAGCCUUCGGGGCUUUGCAGCUGGGAAGCUCCCUGGUAUCCUUAAGGAGAGGGAAUUUUCACUGGGGCGACUCAACAAGGUGUUUGCUUCACAGUGGCUCAACCACAGGCAGGUGGUUUGUGGGACCAAGUGCAACACGGUGAGAUGCCGUUCAUUUAUUUGAAUUAGUUCUUUUGAUUUUACUUUAUUGGGGACCUACUCGUGAUUUUAAUCUGAAUAGUAGCACAUAAUGAGUAACUUUUGUUGCAUCAAUUUAGUUUUAUUCUAUUAUACAGAGAUAAUAGAUUUUCUUCAGUUUUUUAUAAAUGUCAUCUCAACUAGGUGUGAUGUUUUAAGCUCUAAUGAGUAUACAGCAAAUAACCGAAGAAAAAUUUGUAAUCUUUUCAUAUUAUCUUUUUUUUUUUUUUGUUGCUGUCAUUUUUUAGAUUUUCUUCCACAGCUAAUAAAACAGAUUUCUCAUUGCUUUUUGUUCCCCCUUGUGUCAUAAACUACAGCGCCUGACAUGUUUUGGGGCAUUUGAUCAGAGAGAGACAGAAGUCUUAACAGAAUGUCCCUCCUUUUGAUGAGGGUGUGAUUUCUCAUAUAAACUAUGAAAUUUACAUACCCCUGCUGUAAUGAUAUUGCCCUAAAAGAUUUAUAACCCCCACAGGUAUACGUCAUAGUCAGUGGUGAAUACUGCACUUAUAACAGGGUUUGCCUUUUACAGCCAAGGCUGUGAGUAAAAGAAAAGUAGUGCAAUAGGGCACAGCAAUCCUUAAACUGGUGCUCUUUUCUGUCCUUUGUUGUUGGCAAAUAACAGCACUGCUGAAAUUUGCAUCUCCUUUAAAACACGCCUUCCAGCUUAAAAGUGUAUUUUAUCUGAUGUCUUAGUUGUCAUGUCUCCAAAAAGAUGAAAAGAAGCAGGCCGUGGCUGUUACUCGCAGUCAAAGUAGCUACUGAAACUCUUGAAAAUCACCUCUCAAUCAUAGCUUUGCCUAAGCGGUGAUUUUUAGAUAAACACAUUUCAUUAAUGGCAAAAUUAGUCCUAAUGAAGAUCCCUGUUUUGUUUCUGAAAUAACUGAAACAGCCACCUCAGGAAACAGCAUGUUUCAGCAGUAACCUAAAUUCAGGAAGUGUAAAUUCAGGUCACAGAGAUUCAGUUUGGAACUACAAUGCUCUGAAUUCUGAACUUACUCUAGUGUAUAAAAUUAUCUCUCCGGUCUCAAACACGGACAUUAUUUGAUCCAUGCAUCACAUGCUUGUUUUCAAGGGAGGGGGUUGGAGGGGAGUCACUUUACACUUUGUAAUACUGCAAUAUCAUCCAGUCAUUGCAAAAAAAAUACAGUGAUAUAUAUUUUUAGUCAUAUUGCCCACUCCUGCUUUCUUGUGAAAAUAAUAAUUUUAAAUGAAAAAUGUUUUGAUAAUGGAAGACCAUAUAUGUAUCUAUUUCUGAUAUUGAAAGUAGGAUGUUCAGAAUUGUUAGUUUAUUCUAACUUCAGUAUUGUAAAUCAGUCAUUUUUAACUCCUCUUAAAAUUUCAGAUAUCUUUUGUGUUAAUUUCUGUACUCAAAGGACUAACACAAUGUCUUUUCUUCUUUUACCUGCAGCUUUUUGUAGCUGAUGUCCUGACGGGGCAGAUAACACGCAUUCCAAUGCUGAAGGACAGAGAGUGUCAGGGUGGAGACUCUGGGGUGGAGGGCGGAGUGGUGUCAGGGAGGCAUUACCACUCUACAGCAGGGUCUCGUUCUCGACUGGACCAGCAAGGCUGCGGUAUCCACGCUAUUGAACUAAACCCCUCCAGGACGCUGCUAGCCACAGGAGGAGACAACCCCAAUAGCCUGGCUAUCUACCAGCUGCCCACACUGGACCCUGUUUGUGUUGGAGAUGUAAGUGGGAUGGAUCUUUAUCGGUUAACAGACACCAAAUUAUGGCUGGUUGUUGCUGAUAUGGUCUUAGCCAAGAGUUGUUGAUUUUUGUCUUGAUUCUUUCAUACUGUAUUUAGUAUUUCUUUUAAUAUGUUUUAAGAUAAGACAAGAAGAACUUUAUUAAUUAGAUUUAAUUUGGCUAAUCAGGAGAGAUUUUGUUGCGUUAUAGGUGGCAGUUUUGACAACUAUCAAUAUUUGUACACUUGAAAAUACGACAUCAUCCCUGCCUGGUGUGGGAAAAUUUUAAAGUGUGCAACAACAACAACAUCAUCCAAAUUAGUGAUGGUGAUGUUGAGCAGUUUGAAAGAUAACACGUUAUAAGCACCAGUACUGUGCAUGUAGUGUUGUUUAUUUCACCAUAAGGUCCUCAUCAGCCCACAUUUUUCUCACUUGUCUAGCCAUUGUGCUAGUUAUCCACACAGCUGCCAUCCAAUUAUUUAUACCUGAAUAUAGCUGAGGCUAACUUGGGCUCUAAUUGGCCAGAUGAUGUAAAUGCAUGCAUUUAUCCAGAGCUCUUUGUGGCGGUGGGUUAUUCUUUGAAUUCAGAUGGUGAAAGCACAACUCGUAUAUAAGAGAGGGUUUUUUCAGAUUUAUCUCAUUCGAGGUGGGCUUUUGCAGUUUUACUGGUGUUUCUGUUCAUCUUGUGAUGAAAGUGAUAUUUUUUUUUACCAUAUCACAGUAUAUUGUAUAGAAACUUUAUGAGUAAAAAUGUUUAUUAGUUUGUUGUGAACCGUUCCUGGAUUUUUUUAAUGACUCUAUCAGUAGAGGAGCUCUGGUGUUGGUUGGUCUACAGGUCUUAAUUCCUGGAGUGACGAAACAAAAUAAUAGGGCUUAAACAAUCACUUCUUACAUCGAUGCACCAGUUUAAAUUUCAUGAUUCACCUGCAUAGAUUCUUGAACAGCCACAUUACAUUCCAGUGGGAUGUAUAAAAUAAUUCAUAAUGGUUGGAAAGCAAAUCACCUAUUAUAUCAGUACUUUAAACUGUGUUGUAUAAUGUGCAUGAAAAAUGUGGAUGUAUAUGAUAUGAGGAUGCAGUGAUAGCAGAUUUAUCAAGAUGUUGGGUUUCAUGUCUCAAGUGUUGGCACAUUUCGGCCAAUUGGGAGCAUGUAUUAGAAAUCAGAAAAUAACCGGGCCAAUCAGUGACUGUGUUUCCACUGUUCCCCGGACAACAGGGAAAGGCGGCCCCUGAUUGGUCCAUGUGUAGAUGGCGACAUCUAACACAUGCUGCGGGACUUUUCAAAGCGCUGUUUAUUCAGAACGCCGUAAAUUCUACAGUUGACUUUGCAAAGUCGUCAGAAAUCGUUUAUAUCCGCAGAAGAAGACGUAAAAGACAUUGUUUGCUCGCAUACGUUGAAAUAUUACCAAACCUUUACUUGAUGCUUGAGAGGCCAGCAGGGAACACAGUUGCGCACUGUGAUUACAUCAGAUGUUUGGUUACGGUGAUUGGUUACAGUAGUCUGUCUAUCAAGGAAAGUACUCCCGCCCACUUUUAGGGCUCGCAAUUGGGCGAAGUCCAGACUGUUGUGGAAAGGAACGGCAAGUGAUUCACGCAACUGGAUGGCCCAGCCAGGCUAGAUGUUUACUAUGUGUGCAGGUAAAACUAUCUAUCGAAUAGAUAUCAUAUCACUAGAUGCCUCACAACCCUGCCCAGGAUGCGUCAAUACCGCUGCCAUCUUGAGGCGGUGCUUGUCAAUGAUUUAGAGGUCAGGUGAAGUUUUGGAAGCCUGUGGUUUACCUGACAACCGCAUUUGUUAACAUUCAACACCAUGUUUGCCUGCAAUCACUGGUACCGCUCCAAUAUGGUGGUGGUAAUCUUGAUGGUUCCGCUGCCAUUGUCUUAUAUGGGUCAUGAGGUAUCUAGUGAUAUGAUAUCUAUAAUCCAUCUGCUCAAAUUGUAAGGCGGCAUGAUAUGAGCAAUCAAACACUAAGCUUCUGGCUCAGGUCCUAAAGCAAUGUCAGGGCCAGCUGCCUGGAGAAAACCUUACAUUGCCAACAUCUUUACUCAGACACUUGACCAAGGCUCAUAGAGAGCUAAAGCUGUCAUCACAUCUAUGCCAAAAUGUCCCCGUAAAAACAUACAACCAUACAGAUAUUGAUUGUAAAGGUGAAGAUUGUGAUGUGAAGUUGCCACUUUCUCACGUCAUGUUCACCACAGGGGUUUGUAAACUAUUGCCCCUCAUCAUGUUGAUCUGGAGUGUGGUAUGAAAAGAUAUGUUUCGCAAAUACAUACUUUUAAAUACCAUGAGCUUUAUUCUGUGCCACAUGCACAGAUGCAACAUGAACAGCAAGAACUCUGCCUUACCUACAUAAUAUUUUCACUGAACCUAACUGCUCCAUCCUCUAUAUCCUGGUGUUUAUUUUUUAUGCACUGAAAUGUUUUCAAAGAAAGCUCAAUCUCUUGUAUUGAAACACAUUCUACAUCCCUGCAUCAUAAUAGCGCUUCACUGUUUUUAGAUGAACUGCAAUAAAACGCUUAAUUUUGUAAGGUUAGAAAAAAGCAGGAAUGUUCAACCACUGCUAUAUUGUAAAAUUAUCUAGUUAGGAACCUUUCCUCUCAAGGCAAAGUAGCCAUAAAAAUGUAGUUGUUGUGUCUUUAGAGUCACACAACUACACAGGUUGUUGGUCCUCACACAGAAAUGACUGCUGGGAAAUGGUUGAGUUACCCCAACACUAGAAGUAUUGCAAAUCAAGGAUUCUCAUACACUCAUAUUAGAAUAACAACAUCUUACAUUUGGCACACUGUUAACCAGAGAGGAGAGAAAGACCAUUGUUUAACUGCAGUCCAGCCAGCUUUCCAGCAAUUUCAUCUUGAACACAAAGUUAGUGUAGGCAAGUUGUUCUCUUUUUACAUAAUACCCUCUCUGUUUUUCAGGAUGGCCACAAUGACUGGAUCUUCUCCAUAGCUUGGAUCAGUGACAACAUGGCUGUGUCUGGUGAGUAGUCUGUACUAAGCCACUAAACUGCUUAAGUUUCAUGGUUUUGUGUUGUCUUCUUGCCCUCAGUAACUGAUUUUUUGUUCCAUUGAUAAAAGCAGCUUGUGAGCAGGAGAUGUGUCGUGUGUUUAUAUUCCUAGGUUCCAGAGAUGGCUCGAUGGGCCUUUGGGAAGUGACAGAAGAUGUAAUGAGCCAGGCAGAGAGCAGUCAGAACGACCAGACAGUACCCUCCUAUGCCCACAUCUCUCAUCGUGCCCUUAAGGAUAUCCCAAAGGAGUACACCAACCCCUACAACUGUAAAGUCCGUGCUCUGGCCUUCAACAACAACCACAAAGUAAGCGCCACCCUAAUGCAUGCAGUUUGGCUGCUGGUGAAUUAUGAGGAGUUGGAACAUUUUAUUAAUUUUCUGAUAAUGACAAUGCGCAUGAUGUGAAUAUAUGAAUCAAAUAAAAGAUACGCAAACAACAGCUUUAAUCAAGUUUAGAUUCCUCUAUUUGGUGCUUGUGUUCUAACAAACACUGAGUUAAUCAAAAGUAGUGCCUGGGUGUUAACGCAUAACUGAGCCAGCAACAAAUGGAAAUGAAGCCGUGUUUUGUCUAAAUGUCAGUUAAUGAAACACACCGGGGUUGAAGAUAGGAGAGAGUGGACUGAUUUGACAUUUCCUUGAAUGUUUCUUUUUUCAGUGCUGUAAAAGUGGGUCUUCAGAGGGAUCUAUUGUUACCAUCUUUCAAGCUGAACACAGACAUGGUCUUUGAGAACUGACUGACCUUUAACGUUCUUGCUGUGUAUUGAAUCUGGUGAUAUAAUAGGUGUCCUGAGACAAAGAUGACCAUGAAAUAUACUCUGAAUGUGACACUAUAAGCAGACAAUAUAUUGCAAUUUAUUUCAGUAUAUUUAGACAACUCUGGAAGUAUUAAGAACACACAAUGUUACAUGUAUAAACAAACACUCAGAUUUAUGAACUCAAAACAGUCAGACCUGCAUUUGAAUUUCACAGUUCCUAUUACUCUGCAGAUUCCAGGUUUUUGACAGGACUACCAAGUAAAGGCCCAUUUUAGUUUUGUUUUUGUGGCUCAAUAUAAGUUUUCCUGAGAAAGGGACAGUGUUCGCCCUACAAUUUUGACCCGCAGCAGUACUGCUUAGAUAGACCAUGUAUAAGCUUGAACGUUACCCUUCACAUUAAUGGAAGAGGGUCAGGAUUUGAUGCGCUCGUUGACGACUUAAAACAAGUCGAACAUAACAUUGUGUGUUGUUGUGCUGUCACAGUGCGAGUAAAAAUCAUGAGUGGGGCAUUGAUAUUAAUGCUACUAAUGCUACACGCUAUAUAGACCGUUUAUAAGCUUGAACGUUACCUUUCACAUUAAUGGAAGAGGGUCCGACAGGAUUUGCUGUGCUCGUUGAUGACUCAAAACAAGUUGCAAAUAACGUUGUGUGUGGUUGUGCUCAAACAGCACAAGUAGAAAUCAUCAGUGGCGAUUCGAUAUUAAUGGACAUGUGAAAUUUCAGUAGCAGCGCACGUAAUACAGCAGCGACAAUGCGCUACUGCUGAAUGAAUGUAGGGGAAACACUGAAGGACAUGAGUGUGUUUACCAUUUCCGCACACCAAUAAUCACAGGACCAUACACAAAACUGGUGCAAAAUAACUGAAAAUAGAAUUGGCUCAUUCUGAGGUGAUCUAUUGAAAAGGUCACUGUACUAAUGUUGCGUUCGAGUUACCUUGGAAGUCAGAAGUCCAAGCUGGAAAUGACGUCACGACCGAGUUCCCAGCAUUUCAGUUACCAAGUAGGAAAAAAACAAAAUCGGAGGCGGAAACAAAAUAGUGACAGCUAGAAAAGUUAUUUUAGCACUUGCCUGGUCUGAAUAUAAGUUAAGCGCUAAAAUAACUUCAGGUAGAUGUAGCCAUCUUGUUUCCGCCUCCGAUUUUACUUUUUUCUGACUUGGUAACUGAAACACUGGUAACUAAGGUGUGACGUCAUUUUCAGUUUUGACUUCUGAGUUCCGAGGUAACUCGAAUGCAGCAUAAAACCAAUGUUUCUGUAGUCUACUUUAUAGCUUAGGGAUAUUCAUACAGUGAAAUAUCACUUUAUUUCAUGCAUAACAUGUAAUUAGACAGACUGGUUAGCAGUUAAAGGUAAUAUUGACAAAUAUCCUUAAAACUUUCUGACUCUUGAAUCUGCGUAGAAGUGGGUCCCCUUCCACUUAGGCCACCAUCAGCCAUGUUUCUACAGUAACACAGAUUGGACAAACUCCUCUACAAGUAUUUUACAUUUAGUUAGUACACAAAAUGCACUGGUUGGAAGACAAAGAAUUGGUAUUGGUAGGAGUCUUUGAUGGUGAUACAUACAUGCAUCACAGUAGAGACUUGUCCUCAAAGGUUGCUGUUACUCCAUCGAUGGGAGGGGUGAGCAUUUCAGUCUAAAAGCAGAUUAACUUAUUUACAUUCUUCUUCCUAUAUUUGUGCCAUUUACAGGAACUGGGUGCUGUGUCCUUGGAUGGCUAUUUCCACCUCUGGAAGGCUGAGCACAACUUGUGCAAGGUAAAUGAAAAAUACAUAGUUUGAUAAAUAAUCACAAUAUGAAAACUUCUAAGGUGAGAUUUGUUGAGCUAAAGAUCAAGAUCAGCAAAAGGACUUGGAUCCCAUUUAAUAUUUUCUGCUGUUCCUUUCCAGAUACUGUCCACCAAGCUGCCUCACUGCAAGGAGAAUGUGUGUCUGGCGUAUGGACAGGACUGGUCUGUGUAUGCUGUGGGUUCUCAGGCUCACGUCUCCUUUCUUGAUCCACGACAGCCAACACACAGCAUCAAGUCCGUCAAUUCCAGAGAGAGAGGAAGUGGUAAAUGUUCUGUACACUUGUAAAAACACACUUAGAGUACUCGUUUGGAGCAGCUGAUCCUCUAUAAAAGAUUAAUAAGAUAUAAAAAUAUUGACAGUGAAGUUUUUCUUGUUUCCUUUGGAGUUGCUGAAAGGAUCUGUGUCUUUGCAGGGAUCCGUUCGGUGAGUUUCUACGAGCACAUCGUGACAGUGGGCACCGGCCAAGGCUCUCUUUUGUUUUACGACAUCCGGGCCCAGAGAUUCCUGGAAAACCCUUUAAAUCCAGGCGGGGGAUACAGGAAGUGCCCAGGAGAUGGCAUCCUCAAGCUCACUACAGGAAAAGGCUGGCUGGUAUGCAGCUUCUGUUUUAGUAGUGAUAAACUUGAUUUAGUCUGACACAAGGCAUUGUUGUGAUAGAUACUCUCUAUUUUCUAAUUAUUUCCUCCUAUUUCAACCCUCUCAUGUCCUCCCUCCCAGAAUCAUGAUGAAACGUGGAGGAGUUACUUCUCAGACAUUCAUUCCUUCCCCAACGCUGUGUACACCCACUGCUAUGAUGACUCUGGCACCAAGCUGUUUGUAGCGGGUGGACCACUCUGCUCGGGCCUGCAUGGAAACUACGCAGGACUGUGGAGCUAGCCUCAUGGUCUUCUCUAUCACUGCAUCCUCAUAUCGUGAUUUUUACUCCACCAGUCCUCUCUGUCUUCACGUCUGGUGAUGUCACUGUCUAUGGUAUUCUUCUGGCUCAUCGAAACGUCUCUGUUUUGCUCACAUGUGGACUCAGGAGCAUGAUCUUGCCCCCAAAUGGAUCACAGCUAUGUAUAUUGUUUAUCUCUAUGUCAACCAUCACAUGUUCACUUCACUCUUGGUUAUCCCAUCCCUCCCCUCACCUCUGCUACUCAGAUUUUUCUAUGGAUAUGUACAAAGAUUUAACCGGUAAUUUUCUCAAGAGCUGCAAAGUCUGCCACCUAGGAACUCAGAAGAGAUUUUAGAUACAUUAUGAAUAAAACAAUACAUAUUCUCAUCAUCAUCACACCUGACCGCAGGGAUUAGGGUAUGGUCUUUUGACAGCUUGUUUUCGUUAGUACAGAUAGUGUUAACUGCUGCUUCCUCUGUGAUAACUGACUGUCUGCGUGAAAAUACCUGUAGGUUUUUUCCCAAAAAAGUUCAUUUUCAUUAUUGCGCUGAAACGGACAUGAGUAGAAAGGAGAGAGAUGAAGAAGGACUGAAGACUCAAAAGGACUGACACAGAGUGAAGUUGAGGUUUGAUAGAGGACAUUUACUGGUUGGACAGCCUGCCCUGUCCUGCUACAAUCACAAGGAACUUCUCUCUUCUCCUGUUGGAAGUAAAACAAAGAAGCCAAUCAAUAUGGGACCUUGUAUUCAGAAUUUUCUCCGCAAAUGGUGUAAAGGACAAACACUAAAGUUGCUAAAUGCAGUGUUGUUGUUCUGCUCUGAAUUAAUCCCCUAAAAAUGCUAAUUUUAUUUUUGAGUGUGUGGUUUGACAGGCAUACCCCUGUUGAUAUAUUAACUAGCUUUACUUGUAUUUAUUUUCCCCUUUCUCUGUCCCCUUUAUUAAGUUUGAUCGGGGGUGUGUAUACCUGCUUCUUUUGAAGGAUGUGCUGUCGUUUUCCCUUCGCCAAUACCCCUGUUCUUAUUCAGCAGAUUUGACCGAUUGCUGGUGUUUGACAUGGGUCUGUGAACUGGACAGUUGUUACUCAAGAACUCACCUUCAUGUUUAAGGUUACGGAAGCAAGUAAAGAAACAGCAUACAUGGUGAUUGAUAGGUUUAGAAGCCCCUAGUUUCUGGGUCCAGUCUCCCCUACCUUUUGUCAUUCUGGUACUCCUUCCAAGGAGCUACUGACAAAAAAAGACAAAAUAAUAAUUAUAUUUCACUUUGAUCUUUCCAGUCAUCCAGCAAGAAGGAUACAAGGGGGAACCAAUGAGGAUUUUUAGACCCACCCUGAUGUUACAUGCUUCAGGCACAUAUAUUUGUUGUCGCAAUUGGAAGAACUUUGUUCAUUUUUUUUCUUUUGUUCUUGUGUAUCAAGCAGUGAGGGAUGCUGCACCUCUCCUUGUUUGGUAGAGGCGGGAUAGGCUCGAGUUACAUUUUGCCUUCCUACAAGUCUUUCUGUGAAAGACUGCCACAAGUAUCAUAGUUUUCCUUUUCUAUGUGGAAAUUUUGUCCAGUUUUCAUGAUAACGACAGAUUGAAAAGAAAAAAACCCCGAUUACGACCACAAAUUGAACAAAUAACCAACACUUUUAAAGUGUAUUUUAUAUAAAUAUGUGUAUAUGUAUGUGUAAAAUACAUAGGGACAAUUGCAUAAAUUUUUAUGUAUAUGUCUGAGGAAGUGUGUGGAUCAAUCUGUCUACCUGGUGAUGCCCUGUUUUUUUAUACAUGCCUCAUGAAUGUUUUUACAAAUGACUGAAUUUGAGGAUAUUGUAAAGUACAAACAUCUGCAAAAAAAAAAGAAAAACAAGCUAUUAAAUCUUUAAAAAAGAGUAAAUAAUAAAAAUAAAAUGUAUAUUAAUGUAA
Messenger RNA from Xyrichtys novacula (pearly razorfish), 12258 nucleotides. Lineage: Eukaryota; Metazoa; Chordata; Actinopteri; Labriformes; Labridae. The record is from the annotation of a GenBank genome assembly.